AUGGCAACCAAAAUUUUAAUCUGUGCUCUCAUUGUAGUUUCCUGCUUACAACGCCGAUUAAUAAUGAGUUAGGACUUUUAAUAAAUAUUUUUUUGUCAUGAUUUUCAAAUAAUUUUAUUUUAUAAAAAAAUUAAAAAAGUGUUUAUGUUUUCUAUACACAUAAAAUGGUGUGCGUACCAACCCCACCCUCUUAACUCCUUAGUUGGCAUCCCACAGGGUGCGCAGGGACCUUGAGAAAGGGAGGAUGCGUUCGGGAAUGUGUAUCCGGCUAGGUUUUUUGUUUGUUUGGUGAAGCGCAAUGUCGGGUUGGCCGACUGCAUGCUUUACUCUAAUGCCAAGUUUUUCCAAAGUGGGAAAUAGGUCCGAAAAUUUGAAAGGGGUCUGACUAUUCCCGAGCGUGAAAAUAGGAGUUAUGCCCUGGGCUACGGAUUUCCAUUUUGGUCGAGACUCGACCAGAAAAUUCAACCCCCUUUUGAUUUUUAAUUGUGGACAACACUGCUGACGUAUAGGCGGAGACGCAGCUUACUCAAGUACUGGGGUGCGAGUGGAGCCCUUGUCCAGGAAGGAGCAACUUUUGUAAACUCGAGUACGAAUAGCAAGCUGGUAAAAGGAGCAUAACGAGUGAAGAUAGUCAUCAAGAAUUACAGCGAGCUUCUCGAUAAGUCUUAAUAACAAUAAUGUUUUUAUUUUCUAAUUAUAAUAAGUUAUUCAGCUAUUAAUUAAAAACCUAAAAUCUCUUUAUAAUAAUGGAAGCAAGUUAGCAGUUGAUGCAGAUGCAAUAAAGAAAGGAAUGUUCUCCAAAACAAACUUCCUAGAACAAUUGUCCGAUGCCGAAAUUUCACAUGAAAUCACAAACUGGAUCACUAAGGAUGUCUCUAACGGCAUCGCAACUGUAGAAGAUGGAAUCUUGAACGCUGAAGAAAUGUGUGCCGAUGGAACUCUUGUAAAAGAAGACUGUGAUAUCCUGCUUCCAUUUUUGUAUGACUUUAAAGAUAACGGUGGUUCAGCCUAA
This is a messenger RNA of Blepharisma stoltei, 1012 nucleotides long. NCBI's taxonomy places the organism in Eukaryota, Ciliophora, Heterotrichea, Heterotrichida, Blepharismidae. The record is from the annotation of a GenBank genome assembly.